AUGUGCUCAAGGUCAAGUAUCGUGAUUCAACUUCCAUGGCAAGGAUUAGGUGGUCGAAUCACACCGAAAAUUGGUCUGUUUCAAGUUCUCAGAAAGCUUAGCCUCCAUGAUAAUGCCAUUGAAGGUUCGAUUCCGAAGGAAUUAGGGUUCCUUCCGAUUCUCAGAGGACUUCGAUUGUUUAACAACAGGUUCACUGGUUCGAUUCCUCCCGUAUUGGUUUCAUGUCCAUUGCUUCAAACUAUUGAUUUGAGUAAUAAUUCUUUGGUGGGUGUAAUCCCAGAAAGUCUUGCUAAUUGUUCUAAGCUUUAUAAG
Lactuca virosa is the source of this 312-nucleotide messenger RNA. Lineage: Eukaryota; Viridiplantae; Streptophyta; Magnoliopsida; Asterales; Asteraceae. The record is from the annotation of a GenBank genome assembly.